AUGUUCAUCGCUUCUCACCAUCCGCCCGCCUUGGCGCACGGCGACACCGCCAAGUCUUCCCUUUUCCGCGCGACGUCGCGAGGCGGCGUCGCAGCCGGCGCGAUCGCGAGAGGGGAGUACCACGAGUCGUCCUCGAACAACCGCGAGCGCGACAGAGACCGAGACCGAGACCGCGACCGAGACCGCGACAGAGAUCGCGACAGAGACAGGGAGUACAGCGCCUCGCGCAGGCACCGGGAGCGUGACGCGCGCGGGGAGACCAGGGAUCCGCGCGACAGGAAGGACAAGAAGAAGCUCGGGACGCUCGGCGCCAUGGGCAUUGGUGGUGCGGCGGGCAGUUUGCUGAGCGUCCUCACCGAGGCGGCCAACGGCGCGGGGUUCUAA
This is a messenger RNA of Verticillium dahliae VdLs.17, 384 nucleotides long. RefSeq lists its product as uncharacterized. Bases 1 to 384 code for a protein of 127 amino acids. Lineage: Eukaryota; Fungi; Ascomycota; Sordariomycetes; Glomerellales; Plectosphaerellaceae. The record is from RefSeq and is a predicted model, not a curated record. The transcript has 2 exons.